AUGCCUCCCAAAAAGGCUGUGGAAGAAAAGAAGAUCCUGCUAGGCAGGCCUGGGAACAAUCUGAAGAGCGGCAUCGUUGGCCUUGCUAAUGUCGGCAAAUCGACACUCUUCCAAGCCAUCACAAAAUGCUCGCUAGGCAACCCGGCGAACUUCCCUUACGCAACUAUCGAUCCUGAAGAGGCGCGAGUCAUUGUCCCGGAUGCACGAUACGAUUGGCUCUGCGAACACUACAAACCCAAAUCUCAAGUCCCGGCUAAUCUGACCGUGUACGAUAUCGCUGGUCUGACUCGAGGUUCCUCGACCGGCGCUGGUCUGGGUAACUCCUUCCUGUCGCACAUCAGGGCUGUGGAUGCGAUCUUUGAAGUCGUGCGAUGUUUUGACGACGCCGAGAUUAUUCACGUGGAAGGGGAUGUCAACCCGACGAGAGAUUUGGACAUCAUCUCCGAGGAGCUGCGGUUAAAAGACAUUGAGUUCGUGGAGAAGGCCAAGGAAAACUUGUCCAAACAGACCAGGAGAGGUGGUCAGAGUCUAGAGAUGAAGAAGUUGAGAGAAGAGGAGGCGACAGUUGACAAAAUCCUACAGUGGCUGAAAGACGGCAAGGAUGUGAGAAAGGGUGACUGGGGUCCUAAAGAGAUCGAAGUCAUCAACCCUCUGUUCCUCCUCACCGCCAAACCCGUAGUCUAUCUUAUCAACCUCUCCGAAAAGGACUAUCUCCGCCAAAAGAAUAAAUACCUCCCUAAGGUGAUGGAAUGGAUCAAAACCAACUCUCCCGGUGAUCCAGUCAUACCCAUGUCGGUCUCGUUUGAAGAACGUCUAGCCGCCAUGUCAGACGCCGAAGCGGCGGAAGAAUGCAAAAACCUCAACACCAAAUCCGCUCUGCCGAAAGUUAUUGUGACGAUGAGACAGGCACUCAACCUAGCAAGCUUUUUCACCACUGGUGCGGAUGAGGUGAGACAAUGGACAAUUAGGAAGGGCACGAAGGCACCGCAAGCGGCUGGAGUGAUCCAUACGGAUUUCGAGAAGACGUUUAUCCAGUGUAUUGUGUAUAAUUACGAGACAUUGAGGGAAUAUGGUGAUGAGAAUGCCGUGAGAGCGGCCGGGAAAGUUAUGACCAAGGGGAAGGAUUAUGUUGUGGAAGAUGGCGAUAUCAUUCUCAUCAAGGCCGGGGCGGCAAAGGCGUGA
This is a messenger RNA of Cladophialophora psammophila CBS 110553, 1182 nucleotides long. RefSeq lists its product as uncharacterized. NCBI's taxonomy places the organism in Eukaryota, Fungi, Ascomycota, Eurotiomycetes, Chaetothyriales, Herpotrichiellaceae. Bases 1 to 1182 code for a protein of 393 amino acids. Gene Ontology annotation, molecular function: ATP binding; ATP hydrolysis activity; GTP binding. The record is from RefSeq and is a predicted model, not a curated record. The transcript is spliced from 4 exons. Gene Ontology annotation, cellular component: cytoplasm.